GCCCAAUCACUUGCACUCUUAUCAUCUUCUCCUUCCCCGCUCUUCCCUCGACAGUCAUUUAAUGGAGUCUCUUUCUAUGAUCCCUUUAUCUUCUCCACCCUUCCCAAACCACCCCAAAACCCUCAAAUCAAUCUCUCCAAACCCCGUUUCUAAACAAACCAAACCUCACGCCAUUAAACCAACCUCUCCCUCACCCUUUCUUCCCUCCAUAAACCCUCUCUUAUCCCUUCAAAACUCUCCUCUUUUACAAACCGUAGCCAAAACCCAUGUUUCCUUCACCUUAACCAACCUAUUUGCUUCCUUCCCUUGCCUCGCCGCCGCCGAAACAGUCAUAUCUCCAACCGAGCCAGGCAAAGUAAACCUCGAAGCAGUGUUGGUUUCGGUCGAUGAAUUUUUUAACAAAAACCCAUUCUUCGUUGCUGGCUGCACUUUAAUCUGGCUCGUUGUUGUACCUUUAAUUAGACAGAACUUGAGCAAAUGCAAGUUUGUGCCCGCCAUUGAUGCGUUUAGGAAGCUACGCGAUGACCCGAAUGCACAACUUUUGGAUAUUAGAGAGAACAGGACUCUAGCUUCUUUGGGUUCCCCUGAUUUGAGUUCUUUGAACAAGGGAACGGUUCAACUCCAGUUUAGUGUUGAAGACGAGGAUGGGUUCGUGAAGGAAGUGCUGGAGAAGUUCCCAAACCCUGCAAAUACCGUUAUCUGUGUGCUUGACAAUUUUGAUGGUAAUUCCUUGAAAGCAGCCGAGUUAUUGUAUAAGAAAGGCUUUAAGGAGGUUUAUGCAAUCAAGGAUGGAGUCAUGGGCAAGAAAGGAUGGCUAGCUAUACAGGAGACCCUUUUGCCACCUUCUGUACAUAUUAAGCGCAAGAAGAAGAAGGUCAAAAUUUCUCAAGGUUUUGGAGCAAAUGGAGCAGUUAAUCAAGUCGAGGAUAAGAAAGAUGGUUCCUCUCCAACAAAUGCUCCUGUAAUGGAAAGCCAAACGACGGAUCAUGAAGUUACCGAAUCCAUUCCACAUGCAAAAGUUCAUUCUGGGUCCUCUUCACCUUACCCUAACUAUCCGGAUCUGAAGCCACCGUCUUCUCCUACUCCAUCACAACCAGGAGAAUGAAAUACGCUGAGUAUCUCAGCCGGAGGACACGAUUCCUGCCUGGACCAUUCAUUGCUUGAAUGCCAUUCCACUGUCGGGAAGCACAUUUUCAUUUUUUUGGUUGUAAAUUACCCUUAUAAUCCAACUUCUUGAGAGAUUAUUUUAUGUUAUAUUAUUGUACUUGUGGGUUUGAAACCCCUAUUUUAAC
Messenger RNA from Hibiscus syriacus, 1292 nucleotides. RefSeq names its product rhodanese-like domain-containing protein 4A, chloroplastic. The transcript has 4 exons. The record is from RefSeq and is a predicted model, not a curated record. NCBI's taxonomy places the organism in Eukaryota, Viridiplantae, Streptophyta, Magnoliopsida, Malvales, Malvaceae. The coding region runs from base 62 to 1105 and encodes 347 amino acids.